Molecule: messenger RNA, 446 nt
Organism: Cylicostephanus goldi
Lineage: Eukaryota; Metazoa; Nematoda; Chromadorea; Rhabditida; Strongylidae
Source: the annotation of a GenBank genome assembly
AUGGCAAUUCUAUCCACACUUCAGUCAAAGAAGUCUUUACCGCUUGAUGAGAAAUGGUUACUGGUUCCAGCAUUCUUGAAGGUUCGAGGCCUUGUCAAGCAACACAUCGUGAGCUUCGACUACUUCGUUAAUCAAGAGAUAAAAACCAUCAUGUUAGCAAAUCAGAAGAUCACCAGUGAUGCUAACCCUAACUUCUACUUGAAGUAUCUUGACAUACGCGUCGGUAAACCAUCCAGCGAAGAAGGCCUGAAUCAGAUACAUGACAAAAUCACUCCGCAAGAAUGCCGGUUGAGAGAUAUGACUUACGCAGCUCCCAUAAAUGUCGAUGUCGAGUACACUCGUGGAAGCCAGAGAGUCAUCAAACGAGAUUUGACCAUUGGUCGCUUACCUAUCAUGUUGAGAUCGAGCAAAUGCAUUUUGAAGGAUCUGGUAUGUUCCCUCUAGAC